UUUUUAGAGUUCCAGACUCAAGAUUUUUCACCACUCUGUAUCCAAAACCUGUCAUUUUAACAUGUGGAACAAGUUUUACACUGCCUGUCACAUUUAGACCAUUAGAAAAGGUUUGUAACCAGUCAAUAUGCCAGCUUACUCUUAAGUUAAAAGUCGUUAACUUACACACAUAAUAAUCUCACAUCCUGUCAACAAGAGGCCAACAGACCAUAGAACAGACUCGCAACAAGUUGCUCCAACAAAUCUGAUAUUGUCUACUUGUAAGAAGUUGUUAACUAGUUCAUGACAACAGGGAUGACAGCAGGGAUGGAUCCAGAAUGAUCUGGUAGGGGGGUGCAAAUUUUUUUAGGGACCCGUAUUUAAAAAAAUUUUCCCGUUCCGGAAAAAUUUUUAGGCAAAAAAAAUUUUCCGGACAAGUACGUUGCAAUUACCAGUGACUUUACCCGUCUAUCAACUUGUUCCACUACUGCAAAGUCUUGCUUGACUACAGUAUUCAAAUUGUAAUCGCUUAUCAUCAUGUUAUUACUCAAAUUACUGAAUCUCAUUUUGUCUCUAAUAAUUUUUUGCUUUAUCAUGAAAAAUAGCAACCCCUCUGCACCCCCUUAGCCGCCAAGCUGGGGACCCCCCCCAGUAAAUCCAUCCCUGGCUCGUAGCAACUUGUUAUGAACAACCUGUAUUAGUCUUGUUGGAACAACUUUUAGCGAGUCUUUACCGUCAUCAACCUUGUAACAAGUUGACAACAACUUGUACCAGACUUGUCACAACAACUGGGAACAAGCAGUGCGAACACAUAAUUAUAUAGGCUUGACAACAACAUUGUUACAACUUGUUUGCAGAUCUGCAACAAUUUGCGCGUUUUAUGUGAGAUUAGAACAUGUCAAAUACUUGUGACAAGCAUCUACACACACACGCAAAAACGCACAAGUUGUUACCGAUCUGCAGACAUGUUGUUACAAAUCUGUUGACAAGUUGUGUUCGCACUGCUUGUUCCCAGUUGUUGUAACAAGUUUGGAACAAGCUGAACAACUUGUAACAAGCUGGACGGCAUUAUCAGACUUGUUACAAGGUUGUUCUAACUCGUCCGAUACGUCAUGAUGUACCAAGAAUUUUACAAGGUUAGUGAUGACCGAAGGUAAUGUAACAAUAUUGUUAUAUCAUGGCUGUGUCAGACUUGUUGGAACAACCUUGCAACAAGUCUGGCAAUAUCAACAAGGUUGUUGCAACUGUUAACAAGUUGUUCCAUACUUGUUCACAACUUGGGACAAGCAGUGCGAACACAACUUGUUGACGGUUUGUUUGCAGACUUGCACUCACUUGCUACAAGAUGUAGGUUUUUGCGUGUGUAUUGGGAAUACGUUGUUAUCUGAGAAUGUAUACAUGACUUUGUACUAAGUUAAACAAUUAUUCAUGCAAUUACAUUUUUAGGGUCAGUACGAAGACAAGAUUGAGUUUCAAACCAAAGUAAGGUCACUUUGAUAUUAAUGAAAACUAUUUAAGAUUAUUGGCUAUUUGUGUUGUACUGUAGAUUUUUUGGCAUCUUGUUUGAUAGAACUGGCAGGGGUGGAAAAAAUAGGCAAGCACGCGAGCGCUGCUCGCAGGAAAUUUUAAACAGCUGCAGGAAAUUCGUUUGAAUGAAGAUGCGCUAUUGAAACUUUGAAGGAAACCUUAACACCCAUGUCCCAUUAUGGGCGCAACAACAUAUGGUUGACAGACACUAUUCCUUGAAUUUAAGGCCAUGGUCAGCUAGGACACUAUAUAUUUAUGCACAUGCAGAUUUAGCACAAAUAUGGAAGAAAAUUUUUUUCCUGCCCUGAGAACUGAACUGGCUGUAGAUGGAUGGGAAUUCCGAGCGAAAAUUUAUAUACAUUACAGUAAUUGUUAUAGUUAAUAGACCUGGCCGGGAGCAAUUAGCCUUUCUUACGAACAUCCGCCAUUUUUUGGUGGCAUCUAAUUCUCGUUAACCAAUGCAGACAACUGAAACAAUGUGAAGAGCAUUUUUUCAAAAUAAACUAACCAUUUUCAAAGCAAAUUUAUUCGUCCAAAAAAUUAUAAAAAGUCGCUGUGUGUUUGUGCUGUACCUCUAUGUUUGUCAGGUCACUGACUCUAUUUUACUUUUUUUAUUUCUGAUAGGAUGGUACAUUUGCAGUCCCUAUAAAAGCCGUGCUGCCUAAAGCUGAUUUGAUCGUUCCAGAAAGUUUGACAUUUGGAAUGUGCGCUAUAAAAGACACAUGUGAAUUGAGUUUUAAACUAAGCAACCCCAGGUCAGUUAGUACGGAACCAGAGUUAAAACGACUAGCAUUGCGUAAAACCUAUGAAUUGUAUUAUUUAUUAUGUAUUCAUCUACAAUUGAAUGUAUUCUUUCUAUUCAGUGAGGUACAUACUCCAUUCAAAUGGGUUAUUCAAGAACCAUUUUCAUUAACUCCAUCAAGUGGAAGUCUGGCUCCUAAAACGUCGUGUCUUAUUAAAGCUACAUUUUCACCUAAGGUUUGUACUAAUGAAGUGUAUUGGCAAAGAGAGUUGAUGAGAGUUGAGAAGCGAGAGUUUGCAUCAGAGUUUUUUCAGCUCGUAUGCCCCAGUCAAACGAGAACAAGAGUUGCAUGAGAGUUGAUGAGAGUUGAGAAGCGAGAGUUUGCAUCAGAGUUUUUUCAGCUCGUAUGCCCCAGUCAAACGAGAACAAGAGUUGCAUGAGAGUUGAUGAGAGUUGAGAAGCGAGAGUUUGCAUCAGAGUUUUUUCAACUCUUAUGCCCUAGUCAAACGAGAACAAGAGUUGCAUGAGAGUUGACUGGAUAUUACCGCGCGGGUAACGAAAACUCGCAUCAUAAUUUGAACCAGUUCACAGUUCAGUGGUCAUCUUCAGAAAUAUUGAAACUUAAAGGAGCACGAAUAUUAAACUCCUUCUCAAUUCUAUUUAUUUGCCACUAAAUCGGCUUUUAGCAAGGCUGUCAAAACUGGCCGUCCAAAAAAUACCAAGGGUGUGGCAACCUAUUUUCAUAUAAUAGACGUGGUAAAAAAAUCUGGCGCUUGAAAUCAGUUGUGAUAUAUGCCAAUAAUUGAGCGUCUUUUUGACAAAAAAUUAUAUCGAUUGGCGAAACGUAUGCAAUAGAUACAGUAAAGUAGAAGGCAGCUGACAGCUUUUGAGGAAUUCAAGAAAUAUCACAAAGUCUGUGAGUUGAGCAGGCACUCUUUAAAGAAAAUAUUUUCUCAGACCGUCCAUGGCCGUCUGUUAAAACGUAGUUGCGGUCUAACAAUAGCCUGCGAACAGGCUCUUUGAAUUGAAAAAUCUGAGAGUGGCCCUCCACUCCAUAGACUCUAGUUGGAAAUGCAAGACUACUACAUAAUUAUAACCUGAAAUUCGUUCUGUCAAUUAUUUGUUGUUAUUUUAUCUCACUGUUUAGGGUGGUUUUGUGUACAAUGCAACUGCUGUUUGCUAUUUUGGAGAUCUUACAGAACCUAUGGAAAAAUCUAUAAAACUGGAUGGAAUAGGUGGGUGUCACUAAGAACUAUUUAAUUCGUAACGCAGAUGAUGGUUAGCCUGCGUCGCAUACUUCAAAACACAUGUUUUAUCAUAAAAAAUGCGUUUUGAAGUAUGCGACGCUGGCUAAUGAUGGUCAACCUGCAGUCAUCAAGGCUCAUUUCCACUCAAGAAAAAUUUUCACGGACAGAAAAUUUUCCGAAAAUAUCAUUGAAAAUUUAUUGUUGAAAAUUUUUUUCCGACGGAAAAUUUGUGUUCACAUUCACAUUUUACAAAAUUUUCUUUCUGCGGAAAAUAGUUACCUGCAAGGGCGGAUUUUCAUUUUUUUUAAAGGAGGGGUAGAAAAAUUUCUGGUGGGGUGCAAUUUUUUCUGGUUAGGCGUUAAGGUUAAAGACUUCCACACAAAAUAGGAGGGUGAAGCAAAAUUUUGGUGAGGUUGAACACUUUAUAAGAGGGUUAGAGAGAUUCUAGGAGGGGUUUAACCCCCCCCCCCCCUCCCAGUAAAUCCUCCCAUGUUUUCCUGAGAGGAAAUGGGCCUUGAUAGAGUGAGAAAAUAAAUUAAAUAAUUGUUAAUUCCUUCCAUUAUAGGUAAUAGUCUUAUAUUUGGAGGCGAAAAAUUGAAUUAACAGAUAUAACAUCAUUUGUUCAAAAUUGUCCCUAUCAAUGAUUGUACAAAAAUCGGAUAAUGCUAUUCACAGAUAGUAAAUUUUUCAAUCUUUCUAUUUAAUAUUGUCCGUUGAUUGGGAUAACCCAGACUAAACAUCAGUGUUUGCAGAUUAAAAUUUCUUUUCAUUGAGGUUCACAUCCGUAUUUUUUAGCUUUUUAAUCAUUUAUCCAGCGCUACAACCCACCCCUGAAUUUGACCACUUUGCCACACCGUAAUACUGACCGAAACAAUGACCUCGUUAUCAUCAUUCGCUAUUCUGACACGAUGUCUUUCUGUAGGUAAAUACCCGCACAUAAUGGUGAAACAUUCGUCAAACAGUGACGAAAGUUGUACAUCAAGUCCGGGUGAAACUCUGGUACAGUUUGGCACGGUAGCAGCGGGUUUCACUGCGGACAAGACCAUACAUCUUCAUAAUUUGUCCCCUGUGAACGCUUCCUUUCAAGUUCUUCAGCCAUCAUCUAUAUCGAAUCUUGAGAAAGUGUUUAGCUGUUCACAGUAUCAUGGAAUUAUUGCCCCGCAAAGCACGGCUAAAAUAAAGGUACGAUUGACCUCAGGGCUUGAAUUUUAUCGCGGCAAUUGCCGUAGAGGGAGAACAAAAUGCAGUGGAUCAUUGCGGCAACGACGGCAAUUUUUUGCCGUAUAGUGUACUUUUUAUACUAUUCACCGUGCAUUAAUUCACUAUUUUGAUACUUGAAUUCAGAUGUUGAUCAAAUCAUGCGUAAACUACUAUUUUAGUCUGAGUUUUCUUCGAAAAAAAACACUAAAGAAAUAUGUACAGUAAACAUGUUUCUAGCUUGUCAGCAAUCCAAAUAACAAUAAAAUUAAUUUAUUACAGUAAUUUGAAAAAUUGCCGUGGAAACUGCCAAAAUUGCCGUAGACAGCUGUUAUGUUCUAGGACAAUUUUCAACGCCAUUGCCGUCGAUUGAUUUCAGGGAAAUUCGAGGCCUGAUUGACUUCAAUACCUCGGAUUCGUGAAUAACGCAGUCUCCUGGGGCCGGUUGUCUAAAACUCUUAAUCACUUUUUUAAUCACUAUUUUGUAGUUAAAUAGUGAUUAACUCUCAAAUACGCGCCUCUUAUUGGAUGACGUUUCCACUAACUAUAUGUAUGUAUGUAUGUAUGUAUGUAUGUAUGUAUGUAUGUAUGUAUGUAUGUAUGUAUGUAUGUAUGUAUGUAUGUAUGUAUGUAUGUAUGUAUGUAUGUAUGUAUGUAUGUAUGUAUGUAUGUAUGUAUGUAAAACUUUAUUUCAAUACGCUAACUUCGACAAUUAUUUACUAGCCUGCGAACAGGCUCUCAAGCUGAAUUGAGAGCCUGCAUCGAUGACUAAUGAAUUUGAAUAUCUGCGUCUCAAAUCGUGACGCGAAAUUCUCAUUGGUCAGAUGCUAUAAUUUAUAUUAUUCUGCUGAGCUCUAUAUAUGUCAACUGCUAGCACUAUGCAUAAAAAACACAUUAACUGAUCAAAUUGGUCGUGGCCAUCUUAUCUCAAAGCACGAAACGUUCUGUGUUGAGAAAACAGUAUUUAAAACAUGUAAACUUUUGCUUCAAUAUCUUAUAUUUCGAAAAACAGUAUAAACUGUACGGUCUAAAUUUAGUUUGCAUGGUCUAAAUUUAGUUUGCACGAAAGUUGUAAACAACACCAUAUAAGGAUAGACAUUCCAUAUUUGGAAAAACGAACGUUACGGGGCAGAUAUUCAAAUUCAUUAGUCAUCGAUGCAGGCUCUCAAUUCAGCUUGAGAGCCUGUUCGCAGGCUAAUUAUUUACAACUGAUUUCCACGAAGGGCGUAUACACACAAAGAGCUAAAUGUUAAUUAUAUAUAGAACAAAAUAUGUAAGAAUCCCACCCUAAAAUUUUAUCAUCUUCCUCCCUAUAGUUAACUUUAAUCACUUUUUUAUACAACCGGCCCCUGAUCUUAAUUUCAUCUCAAUCGCAUGUGAGAAGAGUGCUUCCUCUGACUCUACAGGGCCGUUUAAACUUGCAAGUUUUGUUGCGAUUUUCCUCUUCUGAUGGUCGUGAACGCGUUAUGAAUGUUCAGAUGACACUCAGAACAUUCAUAACUCAUUUACUCGAUCACAUACAUUGGAAGAAGGAAAUCGCACCGAAUUUCGCAGUGUAAACGGGGCCAGUAGACCUUUUGCACGACGUCACAAGGCUUGAUGCCCGCGAAGAAUGCUGGUCUUAGUUGUCAUCGCCCGGGAAAAUUAAACAAUUCAAAAUAGCCACUAUCAAAAUUUUCUCGGGCGAUGACUAUACUAAGACCAGCAUUCCUCGCGGGCAUCAAGCCUUGUGACGUCAUUAUGCAUAAGGUCUAUUGGUUAAUCAGACUAUAUCUGCCCAUGUAUCUAUGUAGUUAACCCAUUAAGUUGCGACCUAAUACGCCCUACUUUAUUAUUUUCUUCUGUCUGAUGCCAGAUGAUUUUACUUGUCAAAGGGAGACCGCUGGCACUCUCAAUCACUGUUAGCACGGCAAAAAACGCCGAGCCCGCUGCUCAACAGGAUUGAACAAUGUUUUGCUGCCCACGUUGUUCACACUUGUCAACAAUAUUGAACAAUGUUGUUGAGCCUGAAUCGGGUGUAACAAUAUUGUUCAAUAUUGUUGACAGCUAUGAACAAUGUGGGCAGCAAAACAUUGUUCAAUCCUGUUUUCAUCAGUAUUGCAUCAACCUGUGCGUUUUUACGCGUGUAGAUCAGUGCUCUCAAUGCAUUAAACGUUUCUCUUGUGGUAGUACUAGAUCACUAAGGGAUAGCCAUCACUGUAACAUUAGGGAGAACAGUUUAGAACUCAUGAUAGGGCCUCUUACUCAGCAUAAGCAAAGAUGGUUUAGUCUAGUAAUUGAUAGUUGUACUAUACAAUCCCCAGGUACAAUACGCUCCCUCGUAUCCAGAUGCUUCUCACGUGGAUUAUUUCGAAGUGAACGUUCUUGGUGCAACGACCUGUUCUGUUAUCAAAUGUGUGGGGAAGAGCAAAGGUAUAUAUUGUUGAAACACCUCGUCUUAUACACUAUUGCGAAGAUAAAACCAGUGUUUGCUUCCGUUCGCGUUCGGAACGCGUCCGGAAAACAUUUGAACGCGUUGGUUAAUUUGGUAUGAAACUGCUUUCGUCUACAUGACAUUGAAAAAAAGUUAAUAAAGAUAAAAUGUUAUAUAGGUCCGCGUGUAAAGUUUGAUACUUCGUCUCUUGGGUUUGGUCAAGUGAAAUCUGGUGGUACAAUAACAAGAAUAUUAAAUAUCAUAAACGACUCCGACGUGAACACUGCAUUUCAAGUAAGUUUUAUAUGCUAUGAGUUGUUCGUGCUGUGCCUUAGAAGGUCUGGGGUAGGGUAUUACUCAGUUUAGCUGACUACCUUGAUGUACCAAUCUCGUACCCAGAGCAAUGCCUGUGCGCGGGCUAGGAUGGCGUUGACUCUGGGGAAAUUGACAACCGGAACCCCUAAAUUUAGGGGUUCUGGUUCUUUGUCGGCAUGUACGAUUGAUAAACGUUAAACCAAUCACAGCACAGGUUUCCCCAGAGCCAAUGCCAUCCUAGCCCGCGCACAGGCAUUGCUCUGGGUACGAGAUUGUUGAUGUACUUGAAAGCUCGUAUAAGCAGAACUGGAUCUACCUGGAGGAUCUUGCAAGAGGGGCCUGCAAUUAAUUUCCUUGUAAAAUUUAUUUUUUGGAAAGGCAAUAGUCAUUAUUAGAAAAGCGAAAAUAGGACAGAGACAAAAUGCAAAAAUAAGCCAGAGACUCUCAGCUGCAAGAAAUAUAAGUAGCUCGCCUUACCUUAGACCUUUAUCAAUUUCACGAAAUACUAAUAAUUCUACAUAUAGUUCUCAUAAUUAUUUCUGUAUUUUCUUUCCCAGUUUCUUAUCGAUAAAGUGAACAGUGUGUUCACGUUCGAGACAACAUUUGGGUAUCUCCCUGCUGGAAGUAGUCAGGGUAUCGUUGUAAGGUUUCAUCCUGUCCUUGCUAUCAACUACUACCGUAAAAUCUCGUGUUUACUGCAGAACCAUGUAAGUACUAGCUAAAGAACUGUAUUUGUGACGCAAUCAUGGUUAGUACAUUUUGCCAUCUUAAUAGACCUUAUGCACAAUGACGUCACAAGGCUUGAUGCCCACGGGGAAUGCUGGUCUGGCCAUUUUGAAUUGUUUAAUUUUCCCGGGCGAUGACUACUAAGACCAGCAUUCCUCGCGGGCAUCAAGCUUUGUGACGUCAUUAUGCAUAAGGUCUAUUGUUAUAACAGUGACUGUGGAUUUGAUUUCUGCAAUAUACCAUUGUCUAAUUUCGUCUCAACCGAAGAGGAGUGCUUUCAGUUUGACUCUACCAAACGUAGUAGUAGCUUUUCCUCGAAAGAACUGAUAGAGCUAUCCAGUAUAAAUAAAGUUUACUUUAGGCUUCCUCCUGUAUCUUAGCACUGGAGCAAUAUAGGCUAAGAUACAACUGUAACUUGGACAUGCAGAACAGUCAAAACUGAUAGAGUUAUCUAGUUCACCUGAGUACAUAACACCAACACACACAAAAAGUAUCAAUAUAAGUGAGUUUAGAUUUCCUGCUGUACGAACACUGGAUCAAUAAGAGUUGGUCCCAGGGGCGAAACUUCGGUAUUACGACUGGGGGGAUGUGAGCUUGUUUUGCCAGUCCAAAAGGGCGUGGCCAAAGUCGUUCUAGACCCUAUAUCUAUGUUCCCGAUGGACGAACAUUUCAGUCGCUAAUUAAUAUUUCUUUUCCCAAAAUUGUUAGGGGGGGGGUUAAUUUUUUCCCUAAAUUUGCCCGACGAAAUUGUAUGGAUAUACCCGACGAGAUAGAGACCCCCCCGGUAGUUUCGCCCCUGGUUGGUCCUUACUGAACCUCAGUCAAAGGGAGAACUGUUUAGGGUUGACAUAGCUGGUCAGUAUACAGUAACAGAAAAUAAUGUUAGUUUAGAAAAAGACGAUGUAUACCAUCUUUCACGCAUUUUUCGUUUGCUGAACAUUAUUAGGCUCCACUUAUGUUGGAAGUGUUUGGAACAUGUCACACGGAAUUAGUGCAGCCUGGUAAGUGUCACUCAUUCUCACAGCUGCGGAAAAUAAGUCUCUUCGUGGGAGCACAGCCUGGAGAUAAGAAUGUCCUGCAGAUCAACUGAGUAUAUUAUUGUGCUAAAUCACUGCCUAUAGACAUAGUGACCGUGGUUAUAGAAUCAGGGAAUGACAUCUGUCAACCAUAUCAGGGCUGCAAAUUACUGUCGGACAUCAGACAAUGUCCGACUAAAUUUGGCAAAUGUUCGAGCAAAAGUAAUUUUGAUCGGACAUUGGUCCGAUCAAAAAAAUAUAUUGUCACAUUAUACAUUUUUUUGCUUUGACAAAAUCCGAUUGCAAAUUCACUCAAUUUACAUUUUGCAAUAAAACUUACGAGGCAUUCUAGCAUUUUACUUAACGUUGCGCCGGAAUGGCUAUACUUGUCUCGUGAUUUAUAUAUACCUAUAUAUAUAUCUUGUGCAACGCAUAUAUGUCCGACCAAAUUCAAGUUAUGUCCGACGAAAAUUAAAAGUGAUCGGACAAAUGUCCUGUCAAGUCAAAUAUUUAUUUACAGCCCUGCAUAUAUUUUUGUGCCCAUAGUGGAACACACGUGUUAGGGUUUCCUUCAAAUUUUCAAGUUGAAAAUCUUCAUUCUGACAAAUUUCUUGACGAUAUUUAACAUUUCCUGCGACCGCUUGUUUAUUUUUCUAUCCCUGUUCAUUUGAGUUUUCAUUUUAUAUGACGUGCUACGUGCACUAAACUAAAUAUUCAAUUUUUAGCUGUCCUACAACAGAAGCAUAUUGCUCAAUAUAAACUUUUUGUAAAGCGAGGACUGUCAAGAACCCCGCCUGAUGUGAGUAACUGAAUCAUAUACUGUGUUGUAUAUACUACUUUUAACUGGCUUCGUAAUUGAAAAAUGCCUAUCUCGUUCCUAGCAACUGAAUGAGAUGUUAAACGAAGGAAAGUUAAACGUUGAUGAAAAUGGCAUCUACAGUAACCCAGUAAGUCAUCACUUUUAAAGUGCUUCUAAUCCCGCGAAUAUGAUUUUGGUGUGUGUAAUAAUUUGGUCAUUCCGAGAAAAAAUGUAAUAUUUCUUUGUAGUAGAAACCUCAUCAUGAUAAACUUUUUAACUGUCAGAGUUAUCAGAUAUGAUGUCAUUAGAUAAUUUUUGGCACUAAACAACUAAUGUCACUUAAUUUGUAAUUCAUCAAUAUGACAACAUUAUGAUGAGGUUUUUUGCUAUAAAGAUAUAUUUAUUUAUAUAUAUUUCUUCUCAGAAUGACCCUUUUUGUCACUUUGUCACAAAUUUUAGUGCCAUUUUAAACUUCAAUUCUUUCUCUUCUAUAUGAAGAAAUGGAAAUACUACACAUAUUGAGAGAUGAUUGCAGCAAAAAUUAUCAGUUAUUUAAAUUUGUUUCACAAUUUUAUAGCUUAUCACUGACCUGGAAAAAUCCGAGGAAGAUUUAUCAUGUGAGGAACAGUUCUUUGACGAUACAAGCAUUGGCGAAGCGGUAAGCUAGAGAGAGCGUAGUUUAUAGAAAAUCCGUACUUAUCUUUUCAUUGUUAUAUCUUCCUGUAUAUUAUAUAGGCGAUCGUACAACCACAUAUCAGUGUGGACCACUCGCAGUUAAAUUUUGGUAAAUGUACUAAUAUUCCUUGUGUGGAACAAAAGGUAAGGCCAUUAUGGAAGAUUUAGAUUUGGAAAGUUAAUCUGGAAAUUAUCACCUUUGUAUGUGUAAUUAUGAUUUCUAAAGAAAUGUUAUGAUUAGUAUCAACUUUAUUUCAUAGACUGUGAAUAUCACAAAUCAUACAAAAGGCAAAGUAACGUGCAACUGGCUCAAAGGUACAAUAUUAACAUUGGAAAACAGUGAGCUCUAUAUAAUAUAUAUCUGGAGCAAGAAAUAGGCAAUUCCAGCUUUUAGUUUAUGCCUGCAGGGGAUGAUGGGAAGUAAGGUAUCAUAUUGCUGAUUAUGCUGAAAAAUUUCAAUAAAAACUACCGAAACAACCUAAAUAUUUCAGUAUUUACAAGUAUAAGCUCACUCCGUGUUUACACGGCCACCAUUUUUAUUGUUUCAGCAUAAUCCAAUGCGAUACCUUACUUCCCAUCGUCCCCUGCACGCAUAAACUAAAAGCUGGAAUUGCCUAUUCAGUCAUUCGGCCUAUAAGAAAAAUGAAGCCAAGAUGGCGACCAUUGACGUCCAAUAGCUCUAAAGGUCGUAAACAGUUUUUGUACCAUUUAUCCCAACUAAUUCCAGCUUUUCUAACGACCGUAUCGCUAAUUAGCCAUGUCCCAAUCGAGCAGAGGACUGGGUCUAGUCGCUUGUUUGGAGGGACACAAAAUAAACAAUAUGCCGAAUAUGGCAUCUAGGAAGUUUUCCUACAUUCCUAAAGUUUUGGAGUCUGAUUUGUGCAGCCUGAAACGCAACAAAGGCAUCUUUUAAUAUAUAUUUAGCUCGUUCACUAUAACUUCUUGUCCCUCCAAACAUCCCUCCAAACAUCCCUCCAAACGUCCCUCCAACUAGACCCAGUCCUCUGCUCGAUUGGGAAAUGGCUAAUUAAGUUAUCAGUUCGUAAAGCCUUACUAUAUUAUUCUUUAAAUCGAUGUCAAAAUACGAAAUUUCAGCACACUCUUUGCAGACCGCGCAGACAAAAAUAAUACAGGGUUCGUAGCGGUCUUUGAAAUCCUUGAAAGUCUUUAAAUUUGAAUGCAGGUCUUUAAGGUCUUUGAAAAGUUUUUGAAGUAUGUGAAAAAGCGAAGAAAGUCUUUAAAAGUCUUUAAAUUCUUUAGUGAUUAUUUGAUUAUACGAUUUCCUAGCUAAUAAAAUAGAUUGAUUGAAGCAAGAUUUUCGCAAAUAUCGACGAAAAAGUGCAUUUUAGGAUGUGAUUUGACGGGACUAAUUACCUGGUAAAAAUGGUGCUUAUACAUCGCAAUUUUUCGACACCUGAUUGCCCUCAAAGGUCUUUGAAAAGUCUUUGAAAAUAGGCAGAAAAAAUCUUUGAAAGUCUUUGAAAUUUUUUGGUCUUGGAGACUACGAACCCUGUAAUAGAAAGGGGGACUGAGACUGACGUCCAAUUAAUAGCUCCAUCAUUGAUUUCACUUUUUGGACUCGAAUUCUCACUCCAGAUAUAUAUGGAGCUCGCUGGUCAUUGUUUUAAAUUAAUCUAUCGUAUAUAUUAAGUACAGAUAUAAUACAUUCUAUACCCAUUUUUUAGAUAUGACAGGAGUGUUCGAAAUUUCACCUGAAAGUGUUGACAUUCUUCCUCUAAAAACUGCUUCAUUUAUCUUAACAUUUAAGCCCGUAAGUUAAAAUUCCUAUUUUAAAUUGUCUUACUAUCUAUACAGCGUUUUAUACUACUAAAUUUAUCAAAUUGACAUCAAAGGGCUUAUGGAUUGAAACAUAGUCUUUCGAAACAUGGUUUGGAAACUCCGCUAAAGUCUUUGUUCUAUCUUUUUGUUCGCGUUUUUGCAGUUUUGUGCACGGUGCACGGUCAAUGAACACAUUGUAUUUCAGUAUAAUGAACGAAUCAUCCAAUAGCAACGUUUCAGUUUAGUCAUUCAACCAUGCUAUUUAAAUAUUAAUAAACCUAAAACAAAGGAUGUGCACGGUGUGAGGUACGGCUCAACAUAAACUCCCAGCUCAUUAUAACCGCUUUGAAGUUUACUGAGUUUCCAGACCAUGCUGUCUUAAAUUUUGACUAUGAUUGAAAUUUUGACUAUGAUUGCAUUGUGAGGUAAAUUCAAAAUGGCCGCAUAAAAUACUUUGCCAAACUGUCUUAGCUUGCUUCGUUCUAGAGAUAUUUAAAACAUUUUGAUCAGCAAAUUAUCCUCGCUAUGACGUCACAUUGCAUAAUGACUCUCUGAAAAAAACAUCGAGAUCUUGGAAUAUCGUGCAUCGAAAUCAUAAAACCGUGCAUAUGUGUUAGGUACUACAACCAUAUGUUGUAUGUCGACAGAUUUGAACCAUUUAUCUAUAAGAGUUAUAAAAGUUUUUUUUCUGAAACCAUUAUGCAAUUUGAAGUCAUAUAGGAGGGUAAUUUGCUUAUCAAACAUUGUUAAAUAUCUCAAGACAGAAAGAAAGAAGCCAACAUCGUUUGGCAAAGUAUGUUUUUCUUUCAUUAUUCUAAUAAUUUUGUCAAUUCUUUAUUAAAGGAUCGAGAAAAUCAGUUUUAUGGAUGUGAGAUCGAGUGUUUUGUCUCGUACAAGGUACAUUGAAUAGCUGCUCUCCGUUUCCUAAAUGGCACUACACACGUAAAAACGCACAAGUUGUUACAAGUCUGCAAACAAGUUGUUACAAAUCUGUUCACAAGCUGUCGACAAGUUGUGUUCGCACUGCUUGUUCCCAGUUGUUGGAACAAGAUUGGAACAAGCUGUUAACAACUUGUAACAAGCUUGAUGGCAUUGUCACAAGAUUAUUCUAGCAAGUCUGAAACAGUCAUGGUAUAACAAGAAUGUUACAAGGUUGACGACACAAGGUUGUAACAAUAUUGUUAUAUCAUGACUGUAUCAAACUUGUUGGAACAACCUUGCAACAAAUCUGAUAAUAUCAACAAGGUUGUUACAAGUUGUUUACAGCUUGUUCCAAACUUGUUGACAACUUGGGACAAGCAGUGCGAACACAACUUGUUGACGGCUUGUUGGCAGACUUAUGAUGAUGUGAGAUUUUUGCCUGUGUACUGUACAACAAUUUCUCAUUGAGUGUCUGUUUUUAUGUAGUGUGCGCGUGAUUACAGACUCGUGGAAGAUAAAACAUUGUCUCCACCUUGGUGUGUUACAGUAUAUUGUUCGGGUAUGUAUGCAUAUAUGAGAAGUUCAGAUUUGACUACACUACGUCGGAACAAUUUACAAUUUACGUGUGUUCAUUGCACUCAUGUAAACCCAAAAUAUUUCAAAUAGAACGAAGACAUUUAAACGAAAAUAAUUUGAAUUUAUUGUUUUGAGACACUGGAAAAAAAUUUGAAAAUCCAUAGAAGGUCAUAGAAUGGAAAUUGUAUGGACCUUCAUUGGAAAUAGAAUGGAUUUUGGUUAUCCAUAAUAAUUGUAUAUUUCCAUAGAUGUAGUUUGGAUAUACCACAGGAUAUACUUUGGAUUUAGUGUUGCAAUUGCAAAUUUCAUAGUAUGGAUUUCACAUUUUCCCCAGUGAGACCCAAGAUGCUUGGUUUUGCAAGCGGUACAAACAAAGUAACGGCGUUUGCGUUCACACGAAGCCGCCAAGCACUCCUUUUUCAUUUCACUCCGUUUAGAAACUGUGCUUAAAUUGUUACGGCAAAAGUGGCGUUUUUAAAGAAUAAACAAAAUGGCUGGCGGUAAACCUCGUGCCAUUCACCGGAGGUCCGGCAGCCCUGAUAUAUCCGAUUAACAAAUCAUCAUUUCUCUUCGUGUUUUUCUGAAGAUGUUGUGUAAUGAUUUAGUGGGUUGAAAAUAUGUUUCUGUCCUUUAGGUGAAACAUUUUCACGUGACAGAGAAUCAUUCUUGCCACGUCUAGAAUUUAGUGCGACUCAACUGGUAAGUCUUGUUAGUGGAAAGAAAUACCUAAAUCCAUCGGUAGCCUAAUCUACACACGUAAAAAUCUCACAUCUGGUAGCAAGUGCCAACAAACCGUCAACACGUUGUGUUCGCACUGCCUGUCCCAAGUUGGCAACAAGUUUGGAACUUGUAACAACUUGUAACAACCUUGUUGAUACUAUCAGACUUGUUGCAAGGUUGUUCUAACAAGUCUGAUACAGUCAUGAUAUAACAAGAACGUUGCAAGGUUGACGACACAAAGUUGUAACAAUAUUGUUAUAUCAUGACUGUAUCGGACUUGUUGGAACAAUCUUGGAAGAAGUCUGAUAUUGUUCACAACUUGGGACAAGCAGUGCGAACACAACUUGUUGACGGCUUGUUGGCAGACUUGCUACAAGUUGUGAGAUUUUUACGUGUGUGCCUCACUGGUACUCCAUUGAUUAUUACUACAUGCUUGAGUUGCUACAAACAUAAAACUCAAGGAAUAUACUUAGCCUGUAAGAUAAAAUACAGGUACAUACACAAUGUACUUCCUAAAAAAUUCUCACUGUUUUCUUAAUGUAGGUGUUUCCUGCUGUCACUUUACAAAACACAUCAUAUCGUACGUUGUGUAUUGCAAACACACCUGCCAAUCCUGUCAGAUUCUCUUUUGAUCGAGAUCCUACAGGGUAAGUGGAAUUUCUCGAAUCCCCCCCCCCAGAAAUGAUUUGCAACCCCCCCCCCCAAAGGCAUUUGGCACCUCCGCAAAUUACAUCUAUUUUGAUUUGAUAGUUUCAUAUUUGAUUAUUCUUACUACUAAAUUUGUAAAUUACCAAUAUUAUGGUCUCAGAUCUCGCCAUGCAGGCCUAGAAAACAAAUUUUGUUAAACUUUUUUCUUGGCUUUUCCGGGCGUUGCCACCACGCCCCGGCCAAAGCAAGCAGCAGCACCCCCCAGAUAUUUAUCCACCCCCCGAACGAAAAUAUGAAAAUCCGUCUCUGCUAGAUCUGAAGUCCGCACAUUUUGAUCAAAUUAUGCGGACUUGAAAUCUAGUCCAGUCCUCAUAGUUGGAUUUGAAAUUUUACUUCUAAAUUCCUACUGUGAUCACAGAAAUUUUGAUAGUGUAAAACACUAAAACCAGCCUUAACUGUCACUAAAAUGUUAGUGUACAAAGCAGGAGCAACAACUUCUGAAGCCAUGCACUGUUAUUAAGAACCAUCUAAGGUGCAGCGUUCAUGUUGUUAGCAUAGAAGAUGACCGUCUACCAAAGCAGUUUUUUAUUCAAAACUUAAGGAUGUCAUGCACCAGCGUGGGUUGGUGUUAAGUCCGAUUGCCACUCAAGUAAAAUUUCCACGGACAGAAAAUGUUCCGAAAAUGUCAUUGUUAAAUGUUCAAAUUUUCAACUUUUUUACCGACGGAAAAUUUGUGUCCCGGCCAAUCAUAUUUUACAAAAUUUUCUUUUUGCGGAAAAUUUUCUGAGUGGAAAUAGGCCUAGAGCCCUUAAUAUGGAUUAGACCCUAACUGAGUCUUCCAUGCACCGUAAGUGUGAUCCGUGAUUAGACAUGAGUCACGAAAUGCUACAUAUAUACUACCAGAUAUAGUAAAACCUGUACCUAUAUAUGCUACUUUAUAUAUACUAGCAGAAUAAAUAUCUCCUUUUAUUUAUUUUUUCAGAACAUUUCGUUGCAAGCCAUCCCAAGGCAUUAUAAAGGAUAACAUUCAGCUUGUUAUGUUUCGUCAUGAAGCAAUGGACAUGCAAACAAACAAGUUACCAUUAUGUUGCCAUUUUAACAACGAAGACAAAUUUAACCAGGUAUGGCCAUGUUUUGACAUAUGAAAUUUCUCAAAGUAACACUAGGGAAACACAGACCUUUUGAAGGUUAACACUCCAUCGCUCUCUAACCAGAAACCACACCAACUUUAAUCCUAUGAACGUUUGUCGUUUUAAUCUCUUUGUUUGUUACUUAAAUACCCUUCCAGCAAUCCACAUAUAUCCCUCCUCCCACCCUUCCAACAUUCCACAUUUCCACACAUAUCCCUCCUCCCACCCUUUCAGCAAUCCACAUAUAUCCCUCCUACCACCCUUCCAACAUUCCGCAUUUUCACAUAUAUCCAUCUUCCCCAAGCAUUCCACAUAUCCCUCCUCCCCCAGCUUUCCACGCAUAUCCCUGGAGGCCCAACAUUCCACAUAUAUCCCUGAGGGCCCAGCAUUCCACAUAUAUCCCUCCUCCCACCCUCCCUUCCAGCACAGGAGAGAUCAACUACAAUUCACAUGAAACACAAGUCCAAGCUCUAACUGGGCUUAAUAUUUUUUCAGUGGUGCGUGCCAACGCGCAUGUGCCACCCGCGCUUAAGACACAGGGCAACAUUUUAUGGGGAAAGCAAACCCCUUAGAAGAGUGAGUCACACCACCUCUCUGUUACUUUUUCAGGAGUUUAUGUUGAUUGGAUCCACAGAAUCGCCAAAGAUACAUCUUGAACACGAGGUCUGUAUUUUCUCUCUAUGACAAAUAAUUUCCUUGCUUUCAGAGGCAUAUCAUUGUAAAGUAGUAGAUUGCUCCUCUCUCUUUACAGUUACUGUACUUCAGACCAACAUGUGUUGGAAAUUCAUCCAAACGUACUUUCAGAGUACAGAAUAGAUCCAGAAUCCCAAUCAGGUAUGUCAUAUAUAAAGCAUGGUGGUCAAGUUAAUCAGAUACAGGUCAGAUGCGAAUACUUUGUAUUACUUAAAGGGUAUGGGCAAUGAAAUUCAAGUUUGUUUAUACAAAAAGAACUCGUUAAACUGUAAAAUAAGUUUAAUAUACAGGGUGUGUAAAAAAAACUGAACAGAUUUGAAAUUGCCCUCAAUUUCGCAAAACACCUAUUUGUAUCCAGUUUUUUAUAUAUAUAGCUUCUUUGGGUACUUUAUAAUGUAGAAUAAUGAAAAAAAUUUCUCGAACUUAAAUUUUGUGAACCAGGGGGGGUGUCUUUUCCAACAAAUUAAAAAUGGCUCGCGCUCAAAAUUUAAAAGUUGUAAUCAUAUUUUGAGUUAAUAGAUGGAAAACUUGUCGGGUUUUUAAUUACUGUACAAAAUUUCAAACAAUUUGGUUUAGUUUAAGCCCUUUAACUAUUCACGCAAAGUUACAUUUUUCCUAAAAAUCAGCUAUUUGCAUGCUUAAUUAAUGCCUUUGCCUAAUUUACAUAUGUCAGCAAUAUGCAAAUUAGGUAAAGGCAUUAAUUAAGCAUGCGAAAGGCUAAUUUUUUAGAAUAAAUGAAUAGUUAAAGGACUUAAACUAAAGCAAAUUGUCUGAAAUUUUGUACAGUAAUUAAAAACCCAACAAAGUUUCCAUCUAUUAACUCAAAAUAUGAUUACAACGUUUAAAUUUUGUGCGCGAGCCAUUUUUAGUUGGUGGGCCCCCCCUGGUUCACAAAAUUUCAGUUCGAGACAUUUUUUUCAUUAUUCUACAUUAUAAGUACCCAAAGAAGCUAUAUAUAUAUAUAUAUAUAAACCGGAUACAAAUAGGUGUUUUGCGAAAUUGAGAGAAAUUUCAGCUUUUUUUAUACACCCUGUAUAUAUUUAAUAGUUCUUUUAAAUGAGACAAACUAAUUUUUUAUUGCCAAUGUCCUUUAAACACAGCCAGCUGUUCCUAAACAAGUAGUACAAAACACUAAAUGAGAACCAACUGAAAUUACUUUAUUUGUCCAGUUUUGAGUGGAAGAUGCGUCAACAAGAUUCUAGAAUUGUAGAAAUAGAACCACGUCAGGGCUCCAUACAUCCUGGGGAAAAUCAGGUCAGAUUGUAUUUCGUUGUUUCUUUGUCGUUUUGUUUAAUUUUUGCGGGUGUGUUCUUCUUGUUCUCGCUUUAAUAAAUGUGUCAAUAGCAGUAUGUGUUUUUCUUUUGUAGUUAUUUACAUGGUGGUUUUGUCCUGAAGAAGAGAAAAAAUAUCUCAUCAAGUGUAAAUUAUUUGUAAAAGUUGGUGAAGGUGUUGCAGAAGCGAAAAAGUACGUAAAGCCUAAAUUAACAAGCCUGUUCGCCCAGGUUCAUAUUUCCAUGGCCUUGCCAUGUUCUUACCGUGUUCUUGCCAUGAUCUUUCCACGUUCUUCCUAUGUUCUUGUCAUGAUCUUUCCAUGUUCUCGCCAAGAUCUUGCCACGAUCUUCCCAUGUUCUUGUCAAGAUCUUUCCAUGUUCUUGUCAUGAUCUUGUCAUGAUCUUCCCAUGUUCUUCCCAUGGUUUUCCCAUGUUCUUGUCAUGAUCUUCCCAUGUUCUUGUCAUGAUCUUGUCAUGAUCUUCCCAUGUUCUUGUCAUGAUCUUUCCAUGUUCUUGCCAUGAUCUUGUCAUGAUCUUCCCAUGUUCUUGCCAUGGUUUUCCCAUGUUCUUGUCAUGAUCUUCCCAUGUUCUUGCCAUGAUCUUGUCAUGAUCUUCCCAUGUUCUUGCCAAGAUCUUUCCAUGUUCUUGCCAUGAUCUUGUCAUGAUCUUCCCAUGUUCUUGCCAUGGUUUUCCCAUGUUCUUGCCAUCAUCUUGUCAUCAUCUUUCCAUGCUCUUGCCAUGAUCUUCCCAUGUUCUUGUCAAGAUCUUUCCAUGUUCUUGUCAUGAUCUUGUCAUGAUCUUCCCAUGUUCUUGCCAUGGUUUUCCCAUGUUCCUGUCAUGAUCUUCCCAUGUUCUUGCCAUGAUCUUGUCAUGAUCUUCCCAUGUUCUUGUCAUGAUCUUUCCAUGUUCUUGCCAUGGUCUUGUCAUGAUCUUCCCAUGUUCUUGCCAAGAUCUUUCCAUGUUCUUGCCAUGGUCUUGUCAUGAUCUUCCCAUGUUCUUGCCAAGAUCUUUCCAUGUUCUUGCCAUGAUCUUGUCAUGAUCUUCCUAUGUUCUUGCCAUGGUUUUCCCAUGUUCUUGCCAUGUUCUUGCCAAGAUCUUUCCAUGUUCUUGCCAUCAUCUUUCCAUGCUCUUGCCAUGAUAUUCCCAUGUUCUUGCCAUCAUCUUUUCAUGAUCUUGUCAUGAUCUUCCCAUGUUAUUGCUAUAAUCGCUCCACGAUCUUCCCACGAUUGUACACAAGAGAUUGCCAUGUUCGUACUCAGAUCUUGCCAUAAUCUUACCAAGACCUAGACACUCGCGACUUUCUCACUUGAACGAUCGGUGCCAGUGUAGAUAAUAGUAUAGAUUCCGAUUUGACUUCCACUACCGCUACCAUUAAGGAACCAUUGACCAAUCAGAUGCGUUUGAUACAUCUGAUUAACCAAUCAGAUGCGUUUGAUACAUCUGAUUAACCAAUCAGAUAAGUGGAAGUCAAAUUUGAACCUCUCUAGCGACGAUAACGAGACAGCUGCGGUUUGAAAGAUAUACAACUACCUGAAGUUCUGCUUAUAUUUUUCAUGCAGUUGUAUCCCUCUUGAUCCGCACCUGUCCUCUUUCUCUCUUGUAUCCUCGCAUGAUCCCUCACUUCAGCUUGAAACGUGCAAUUUCAUUGCGUUCAACUCCUGUUUAGCGUCACACCAAGUCAACCGUACUUACUCCGCGCUGUUGGAGCAGGAAUACACGGAACUAUAAUUGUAAGUAUAGCCCUGGGCCGCCCUUCGUGCAACUGGCCCCUGAUCAAAUGAGGAUGAGAGUGGACCUAUUCCCCAAUGAACAAAAUUUUGAUCUAGACAAGUCUAGACAACACUAUCACAGCUUGAAAGAGCAUCACAAAAUUAAUAAUAUUCCGAAGUUUUGUUGCGAAAUGUUAUAAAAUGCGGAUAAUAUAGCCCUGCGAAGUUUGCCGUUUUUUCAGUCAUUUUGUAUUACGCGCGGGAAACUGAUACCUUUUUUCAGAGAGCGGUAUCAAUUUUCCAUGCGUAAUACAAAAUGACUCUCUCAACGACCUCUCGACCUCUCUCAAAGACCUCUCAACUUUGCAGAGAAGUUAAGAGUGAGAUUGGGGAUGUGGAUCAGUGGAUGACACCUUUGUAAAAGUCCGGGGGUCUGAAAUGGCAUUUCGUACAUUAUGAGAGUUGGUGUUUUUUUAAGACUUUUAAUGAAAUACGUGAUUGCUUCAUAGUUACAAUAACUGUAUUUCUGUGACAUACAGUUUACAAUAACUGUAUUUCUGUGACAUACAGUAAUGAGCUUUAAUUUGCCUUUGAUAAUUUACAUAUAGAAUUCUGCUCCGACUGAUUCUGCCUUUUGUCCGCCAUAUUUACCUAUGCGUACUAUUUUGUAUCCAAAUUGCGGGCAAAAGCCAAAAUGUCGGGCCGUAUAUGCAGGAACAAUAACACGCGAUUGUAUAUUCGAUUCGCGAUCCGUAUAAUGAUUAAUAAUGUGCAUUUAAGAAUACAAUAUUAUAUUUAUUUAUUGAAAAAAAUACUAUAAAACUGCUAUAUGCGUGAGAUUUACUAAACGUGGCGUGAGAGUGAAGCAAAUUGCGUGAGACUCACGCCGAAUGCGUGAGAGUUGAGAGGUCUGCGGCAUUAGUGAUAGCAAAUUGCAAUUGCAAUUAGAAAUUGGAUUUCCUACUAUUUGCAACGGAGAUUCAUACUAUAUUUCCAUAGACAUAGUUAGGAUUUUGAAAAAAAUUUCCAGUGUCAACUGUAAAAAUGAUAAAAUCUCCCCAUGAGUGGCAGAAGUAAUAUGAGGACUGUACUAGAUUUCAAGUCCGCUCAAUUUGAUGCUGAGGCAAAGCCGAGGACUGGAUCAAAAUGCAAGAACUUGAAAUCUACUCCAGUCCGAAUUGGAAGAUUUGAAAUGACAUCUCAUGCGAGUAAAUCAUUAUUUCAUUAAUUUUGAUCCAGUCCAAGGACUGAAUUAAUUUUGAUCCAGUCCAAGGACCGAAUUAUUUUGAUCCAGUCCUAGGACUGAAUCAAUUUUCUUCAUCAGGUAUCCAGUAUUAACAUGUGAGCAAAAUAAAGCAAUAUGGUUGGCUAAUUUACUUUUGAAUUAUUAAUUAUGAAUUAGAGAUUUUGUCUUCAAUACCAUUGACAUUUAAUAUAUCGUUUAGAAUAUCAUGUUUUGUCUGUAAAUCAUACUACAAGCUACAAUCAAGUUUUCUCCUUUUGUACUGUUCAAUAACAUUGCUUCAGUAACAUCUUUAAAAAUAUUUUUACGUAUAUUUUACGCACACUAUAAUAGAACCAUUGCACAUGACGUCACUGCGCAGGUGAUGAUGCAUCUGGAAGAAAAUUAGCAAUCUAUGCAUAAUAUAACUUUUGUAAACAAAGCAAAUUUUGCAAAACUUUAUAAUAAUUUUGUAUUAAAAUGGUUAAUUUUUGCGCUGUAUGUGGUUAUUGUACCCGAACAGAUAUUGUUAGGGAGCAUCUGAAGGACACUCUAAGGAUUUGUGACGUCAGUGCAAUGGGUCUAUUAUGAACGUAGCAACACACUUUAGCUUUAAUCAUCUAUACCGUUACCGUCAUCGUUAUUUUCUUGGUAUAUUUCACAGAACAGCCUCAGGUAUAUUGGAUUACUUAAUUCUAGUAACUUUAGCAAAAACAAUAAAUCUCGCGAUUCUAUGUUCAAAUUAUGUACUCUUUCGAAAUUAGGUUUUAAUGGCCAUAUUAUGCAUGAUAUUACUGAUGCUAGUUUAAAAAAGCUGCAAAUCAUUUUGAAGCAAAUAACGAACAAAAAGGCUACUGCGCUGGAAAAAUAAAAUUUGACGAUUGAAUAUGAGCAGACGAAGUGAUCGUAGACCAAACCGGGAAUUUUUAUUUCAGCAAUGUUGCAUUCGUAUUGUCUGUUCAUCUUUUUUUCGAUUAUUAACCAUACCAAAACGCCGAAUAUUACAACAGCGACCACUGUUUGAAAAACAGACAUUAUAAUAUACAUAUUAUUUACGCCCAAGAAAUUUAUGCAAUUUUCAUUUUUCUCAAACUGCUUCACAUAUUUCUCCAAUUUUGUUUUCACUCGAUUUCCAUCCUGUAUAGGAUCUCCCUUAGGAGUGAUGUAUCUUACGGGAGUGGCGUGAUCUUGCGACGCAGCACAAGUUGUGCGUAUUUCUAGAAUACAUUGUUCAGCAGUGGGCUCUGUAUUUAAUGUAUAAGCUUGUUUGUAACAUUGAUGCAACAUAUCACUAAACUGCUCCAGUAUUGGUGAUUUUAAGAUAAACCAAGAAUUACUAUAGACCACGCAAUAACCAACCAUGAUCACUAACAUAUGUGGGAAAAAUCUAACCGUCCAAAAAAUAUCAUCAGUACAUUCGGAGUUGAUAUAAUCAAACAUGUUUCCAUUGGUAAACUGAACAGCAAAGUCUAAUGAAUUUCCUCCGCUUUGCGAUGAGUUGUGAAUCAUAGCACAAGCUGCCAUCUUGUCUGAUGAAGAGUUCAGUGCCGGGCAGCGUAGGACGGGUAUACACACAGGACCAGGUGCAUAGAGACCAACCACGCCAGUAACAACAGCGAUCAUAACCAAUACAAGAAUAAAAUAAUCGAUAAAUACAUCCCACCAAGGUUUAAGGAACUUCUCAGCCUCGUACUGAACGUGUAAUUUCAGAAGAUCUCCUAACGCCAGCAUCGUCUGUUCAAUGAAAAGUGUACCAUACCAUUACACCUACUAUUGUAUACUAUAUACCAUGCCAUUCACAUACCGAUUACUUCUCAACAUGUGAACUGGAACGACUACUAUGUUUGCUGGGAUUCAGGCUUUUCGGAUUCGACGAGCUCGUUUAUCUUUACUGUCGUUCCAAUUGAAGUGUUGCUAAAAAUAUUGAUUCAAUACAUUACCUCGGACUUAAACAAUUCAUUUCAUCAAGUUCCUCGAGAUAUUCAUUCUGUGAAAGAGCCAAUUCCAAGUAUUUGAUCAUUUCUGGUCACUUCCUUUCUAUUUAUGAUUGGUUAGUUGCACAAACAACAAAGGUGAUUGAUGCAUUCAAACUAUUCAACAGGACGUUUACAAUUAUACUAGGAAGUGUAUGAAUAUCUCGAGGAACUUGAUGAAAUGAAUUGGUCAGCCCGAGGUAAUGUAUUGAAUCAAUAUUUGAGCAACACUUCAAUUGGAACGACAGUAAAGAAUGUUCGCACUAUAACUAUACGUGUAUGCGCGUUAUGUAUAUAAUUAUAAAAUAUAUAAUUAUCCGCAUUUUUUACAAAACCCACAUAUUUAGUCAGCGACUUCCCUUUCCUUUCGAUUUUGUGUUCACUUCCGUCUCCUGACUCUACUUUCGAUUUAUUUUGUGCGUUUCCUUUCGACACAUCUUAUUUUGUGCUUUCGAUUUAUGUUUGUGCGAGUUCGAAUUAUUUUUGUGCGAGUUCAAUUUAUUUUUGUACUGUUCAAUUUUAUUUUGAGAGUUACAACAUAUUGCCAUAUUGUAACUAAUUUUGACCGGAGCGGAACACCAUAUAUGAAACGAAGACGCGCUACAGACGUUUUAAUAUCCGUCUGGCCAUGACGGAUACAUGCAUACAUAUCUAAAAAAUUAUUUAAACACGUCGCCCUAUUAAAAUCUUUCGAUGAUUUCCACAGGGGACGUGUAAGAAAUGAGACUAUAAAUACAUAUACAUAUACGACGCCAAAUUUAAAACGUCUUGUACGAAUUCAAUUCAUUAGUCGAAUUUAAUUCGUUUCAUACGAUGCACUAUCGUCGCAUUUAGGCUGUGUGCACACAAUUAAAUUCGACGAUAAUGCGACGUAUGAAAUAGGCCGUAUUUAUUUUGGACAUUUCUUUUCGAGAAAGAGUUUUAUGCAGAAUAAAUGCAUAAAACAUGACUAUAGCAAAAACCCCUUGAAAUGUACUCGCUUAAAACAUCGUUCUUGGCCUUUGGUUUGAAGAAUUUGACUAAGAAAAAACAUAAAUAUACAUACCUUGAUCUGGCUUGAACGCGAAAGUUUUCUUUGAGCUGUUGCACUGUUGGAGUUUAUACCAGGAAUUCAAUAUUGACGACCGUUCGCUUGUUCUAUACAUCUCCAAUUCUUGGAAUUCAACUGUCGGAAAUCAGCUAAAAAUUCACAGAACUUCCAUUCUUAACAUCCGUCACGAGGACAGCAUAACAGUUGAACUUCCACGAAAAGUCAGCAUAUAUAAAGACCAUUAAUUCCACCCAAGAAAUCACAAGACAAAGAAAAAUUCCGCUCGGCACGCAAAAUUCCGCGGCUUAUUAAGGUUACAUUAUUAUAUGAUGAAAACACUGAUUUCAUCAUUUUUUACAUUUUUAUUGAUUCAUAUUCAGGGGCUGGAAAUCUCUCGUUUGCCGCAAGUUUUUUUCAACAAUAUUAAAAUGCGUCCGAAAUAUAACAAAAAAUGUUAUAACCACUUAUUCUUUUGCCGCGAAAGUGGUAAUUGUAAAUGACAAUAUGUGGCUUGAUGUGAUACUUGAUACCGGAUGUGUGACCUUCAACCUCGCUCGUGUCUUCGGGCCCCUCUUCGUGGUGCAAGACAGAUCCUGAUCCUCACUGCAUUUUCGUUUGGCCAAUUUAGAUCGGUCUGUAUAGCUAUCCCCUUUUUACAUUUGCGUUUCGCCGGCAUAUUAGCAAGUUUUUUUGUGUGGUUUCUCGCAUGUACUGUACGGUUUGUGAUAAACUGAUAAUGAGUGAAUGACACCUAAAACCCUUGCCAAAACACACUUUACUAAUUUUAAUCCGAUUACAGUUCGAGGUGAUAACAGAGAGCGGAAAAACCCCGCCAAAUCUAAUAUCGUCUUUUGCGGAGAUUGAAAUAUUCUCAGAUUGUCCCCACAAAAAUUGUUUAGAAACGCGCACGUUUUAUCCGAAUCUCUCCAAAGUUUGCCACAAUGUUGAACAAUAGUACAGCAGCAAAAGUUUUUUAUUUAGUGCCAUACUUUUCAAGUUAUAGGCAUCUAUUCUGCCGUUCUCCCAAAAUUUAGAUGAGUCAACUUCUCUGCUUUAUAUCAAAGCAAAUAUAAUACCUGUCAAAAAACGCGAACACGGUUUUGUUCUUUGAUCAUUUGAGAUGGGAAAUAUUAUGUUUCGGAAGCCUGUGAGGUAAAUCAGAAGCGUUCUAAUCUCCUGGCGCAAAGGCCGUCAUAUUUCCAAAAGCAACCCGUAGCAAGUACAGUUUUAAAGGUGUAGAAUUUUUGGCAAAUCUUUAGCUACAGCAAUGAUUUACCAUUAUGCAUGCAAAAUUUGAAGGGGAAAACUUGAAAAUUGAGCGCGCGGUGAGCAUUUUGGUGAAAUGGGUUUCCAUCAUGUGGAGUAACCUUAAAGUGCCUUCGCGUGAAUUUUAAACUUUGUUGUUAUUUUCUAAAAUAACACUCGCCUUUCGCUUGCUUUUCUUAACUCUCGCAACAUUCCCGCGUGUUUGGAUCAGGCCAUCUAAAGUCUAAACAUGGAAACCGUAUAUUCUUAUUUUCCAGUGUGCUGACGAGUCAAUAGAUUGUGAGAAUGUGGUCGUUGGUACAUGUGUGACGAAGAAGAUAACUCUGUGUAAUCCUACUGAUUGUGAUGUCCCAUAUCGUCUUUUGCUAUCUCAGGAAGACUCUGAGGAGGAUGAUGACAAGCUGGUUAUCAGUAAGUAUCCCCUGAGCGCGCACUGAUCGUAAUGCAGGAUGCGACCAUCGACCAAGGCAGGGCUCCAUCAUCACUUUGAAGACCCGACAAAAAGGCUACAAAAUACUGUGUCAAGCGGCCGAACUUGUCAGAAAAUUUUGAAAAAUAAAGUUGCUCAGAUGGUCAUAUACAGAAGCUUCCAAAGACCCAAUAUGUAAUUUUUGUUUGAUAAUUGCCCUGCCAAAUCCAAAAUUUGGAUUUUUUAAGGAAAAUUGGCACCCUUUCUUUAUCCCUUUGACUAAGGCUAAGGGUGAAACCAACCCCCCCCCCCCCCUUGCUGGACCUUCAGGGAGAACAGUUUAAAACUGAUGGAGCUAGCCGGUAUAUAAAUAUAGUUAGUGUAUAUUAGGUUUCUCACUGUAGUAACACUGGAUCAAUAAGAGAUGCCUUUGCUGAUCACCUCUAGGGAGAACAUUGUAGAACUGAUAGAGCCAUCCAGUACAAGGACAGUUUUAAACUAUGUCAUGUUUUUCUUACCAGGUGUUGACGAAAUUGGUCGUGAUGUCUUACCAGCGAGAACAAACAAGUCCAUUCACGUGAAAGCUCGUCCACGAAGGAGAACAACAUACAAGACAAACAUUAACUACCAAGUAAUCGCUCUACAAGGUAAUACAGUAGUUAAACGUGACGUUUCAUUGUAGGCAGUAUUCUACAAUAAUUUGUCAUGGUUUGUAUCUGAACUACCUAAAAUUAUAUUUCAAACGUGGUCGUGCAGUGUAGGUAGUAUUCUACAAUGAGCUGCCAUUGUUUCUGUCUGAACUACCUGAAAAAGAUAUCUCACACUUGGGGCUCGAAUGUAGGUACUGUAGUAUUCUACAAUAAGCUGUUGUGGUUUCUGUUUGAACAACCUGGGAAAGAUAUCUUAAACAUGGUUGUUCAGUAGUAUUGAUUGUGUAUUGCACAAUAAGCUGGCGUGAUUUGUGUCUGAAGUACUCGAACAAAACUAUCUUCAACGUGAGGGGUCUAGUGUAUAGGUGGUAUUCUACAAUAAACAGUCGUAGAGAAUAAAUUCUGAAUGCUAUCUACAUUGUACCCCAACGGAGUGAUCAAUGUUUAAAUAAAACUGUUAAGCAGUGCUGUGAGUAACUUCGUUACAAGUAACUAGUUACAUGUAAUCGUUACUUUUUUGAGUAACUGUAACGGUAACUAGUUACUUUUUUCAGAACGUAACUUGUAACUGUAACUAGUUACAAAAAUUAGGAAUAAAACGUAACGAUAACUAGUUACAUUUGCCGUCAAGAACGCCGUUACAUUUUGUGUGCUUGAAUCAUCACAAUUCACACGGCGCUACCUCGGCGGCGCUACAGUGCAUUCUGGAUUAUUUACAGUACUGUGCAAAUGCGAUGUUAAUAGCAUGCAUACACGUGCUUUUAUCCAUUCAUUCGUUGACGUGUGUGGUUACACUCAUAGUGGGAUUAGUAGCGCAUUAAGAUGUCUUCGGCACAACCAGUAUCUGAAUCGAAUCCAUGGCCGCACUUGGAAACAAUGUUCCAGUUCAAAUCUGUAGCGGGAAAAACCGUGAAGCUAACUUGUUUACUGUGUUCACCGAAAGUUAAAGAGUGCUCUGCGAGCCUGUCAUCAUUGUCGAAUUUGCGUAAACAUGUUCAGGUUGGUUGGUCUACUUGGUUGCUAAAUAAUAUUGUAUUAAUGCUUGCAUCAGGGAUAAAUAAUCAUGCAUCAGUAUUAUCAUAUAUGUAUGUUUAUAUUUGUAUCUAUCAGUGAUGUUGAUAUUUAUCAUGGUCAAUACGUCGAUAUUCGAUACGACGAUAAUCACUUGACCAAGCGCGUGUUAACGCUUUUAAACCGAGUGUUUAACAAAUAACUAAUCAAAUAUAUUUAGGUUCAUGCAGCUUUUGCGGGUGCAGGCUUCUUCUAUAUUAAGUAUUAGUAAAAGACUAAUGUAAAUUUUAAGUAUAAGCGAGUAAAAUUUGCGUUUCUUGUGAAGCAGUUUUAAAGAUUGAAUACUAUUCACGCGGCUGAAGGCGAUGAAGUGUAAAAUAUUUUUAAAUUUGCAUUUUCAUUUAUGUCGCGUAGGUGCCAAAAAUACCUUAGUAACUGUCUGUUACUUAUACACACGGAAGAGUUAUCUGUAUAUGCAAGUUGGCCGAAGCUGCGCCAGCUUUUCAUUGAAUUGAACACACCGGUGCCUGCAAGCGCAGCUUGUGAAAGAUUGUUUAGCUGUGCAGGACUAAUUUUUAGACCACAUCGUUCCUCAAUGACGGAUCGUAAUUUUGAAAAUUCUCUUCUGGUCAAAUUAAAUAAAAAUUUUGUCUAACUUACAACAUGUUUUCUCAAUUCUAUUAGCCAAAAGAAUGGAUGUAACUUUGUCGUUGUAACUGUAACUAGUUACAAAAAUUUUAAAAUAACUUAGUAACUGUAACUAGUUACUUUUUUUCAAUUGUAACUUGUAUCGGUAACUAGUUACUUUUCUGAUGAUGUAACUGUAACUGUAACUAGUUACAAAAAAUAAGUAACUAUUACAGCACUGCUGUUAAGGCAACGAAUGGAGAUCAGUUAUAACCCUUCCUGCAGGACAUUUUUGAUAAAUAAAGAAAGUUCAACUAAUAUAAUGUAAAGCAAUCGUGUGCACAUUUCAUGUACACGGUAGCCAAUGUUUCCCAUCAUCUUUCAGACAAACCUGAAAGUAUCUGUGACACUUCGACGUUAUGUUGUGUGACUGUACACGGAGUGUAUCCAACGCUGACUGUUCAAGAUAUACGAGCUACUGGCAGUGCAGAGACGUACAGUAAAGUUCAACUGUGGAAUUUGUUCUCCCUUGAAAGGUUGGUAUAUUGGUUGACUUCACUUAAGGUAAUUCCGCAGUAAUUGUUCCCGAAAUGAGAAUGUGCUGAAACUUCCCAGGCAUGGAGUUUAUGAUAUACUUAAAGUAAAAUCACACAAAAAAGUCUGGGUCACCGAACUCGUUAAGAAGAUAUGACAAUCACAAUAUACCACCUUUACCCCAAUAUGGCGCCAUCUUGACGCUCAUUACGAGUAACAGCAAAAUCACAACAGCCCGAUAUUUAUUGACGUCUUUAGCGCGGAUUUUGCUUUAGUAAACCUAUCUUGUAAUUAUUUUUGAAAAAAUAUUGUGUUUUGAGCAAAAUGAAACUACCUAACGUGUACAAUUCUGAUCCAUAAAUGUCUUUUCCACAUUUUUUCACAUAUCUUUCUUUGAGAACAUGCAUUGAUAAAGGAUUAUAAGAUCCAGAAAUAAUUUUUCUUUUAAUUUCGGAUAUGAAAUGUAAAAUGCAUUAAAGAAAUAAAUUAUCAGUUAAAACACGGGGGUCACCGAUCUUUUUAGGGAAUUGUGGCAUUAAAACGUGACAUACAAGUUAAUAAAUAUACUACAGACACAGGAACUCUAGCUACACUUUUGUAUUCCUUUUUUGAAAACAUUGAUUUUAACGUAAUUCUUUGCACGAAUAUAACCAAAGAUGUUUUGAAGUAACAUAAAAUUGUCAUAAAAUGAUUUUUUUUUAAACGGUACGUAUAAUGAAUGAAAUUAUAAGUUAUAAGCCGUGCGCAGUAAAAGUGCGCAAUGCAAAACUGCGGAAUUACCUUAAGCCAGUUCAGGGCGAAUUCGCCUAGUAGAAAACUGGCUUUACCCCAGCUGUUUUUAUGACACGAGACAAGAUUUGGAUUCCCUUAAUGCCCGCGGUUUCCAUAUUGUCGUAAAGAUUGAGUCACGAGCUUUUUUAACCGCAGAACCGAAAAUAGAAUACUCAUGAUUCAUAUUUGGUUUCGAGGUAAAAACUAUUAUAAUCUGGCCGUCGAGAAAGAUCGCGACUCUGUUUUUACGACUGUUACGACUAUAUGGAAACUUGGCUUAAAGAUUGGUUUACUCGUUAUUGCUAUUAUCAGUCUUGUAUUUGGAGGCAAAUAAAAAAUUUCUUAAUUUCUUGCUUCCAUGUGAGAAAACUUAAACUUGUUUUUUUAUCAUAUGUAGUUUUAAUUCAGUUUUGGACUCGGAUCCCCAGCCUGUCGAAGCCAUGAGUUCUGCUGCAACACGUUACAGGUAUAGGAGUGAAAAAUUGUGUAUUUUGUGCAGAUGUGCGAUUAUAUUUCGUCUCUGGUUUCCUCCUGUAGCCCUUACUGGACCUCUAGGAAAACAGUUUAGAAAAAAUCAUAGAGCUAUCCAGUAAUAAAAAAAUUAGUUUAGUUUAGGUUAAAGUGCACAUGACAUGAAAUUUCUUAUUUUCUUAAAUGAAAGAACUCUUUAAGCUGUAGUGUAUAUAUAUCUCAUUUUUCAGUUUCUUGUUUUUAUGGUUUGUUCGCGAGAUAUUUCAAUUUGUUUGAUAUGUAAAUGAGUGUGAAUAUGUCCGAUAAUUUAUGACGUCACAUUGGUUGCAAGCUCAACUUACACUGGCUAUAAAACUAUUAACUCUAAAAACACGUUUUUGUCCAGUGUUUCAUCACAUUUACCAGUGAGUGAAGUUUGAAAUUAUCAUCUUGGAUGAGCGCAGUGAUAUUCAACCAUUUUGAAGAGCUUGCAACCAAUGUGACGUCAUAAAUUAGCGGACAUAUUCACACUCAUUUACAUAUCAAACAAAUUGAAAUAUCUCGGGAACAAACCAUAAAAACAAGAAACUGAAAAAUAAGUUGUACUACAGCUUAAAAAUUCUUUCAUUCAAGAAAUUAAAAAAAAAUUAUGUCAAAAACACUUUAACACUGGAGCAAUAAGGGAGAACAAUUUAGAACAGGGCUUAUAAACGUUUUCAAUUAUGUAACUUCUAAUUUUGUUUAGUGAUCGUCGUCGCAAGCCAGUGUCAACGAGAGCAGUUGUCGGGUUUGCCUUUGGCAGCGCUGGUUGUGGCUCUCGGUCAACUGUUUUCUAUCUGAGUUUGCUCAAUAGUGGAUCUGUCCCCGCUGAAUGGUAUGAAACAUAAUACUUGAAACUGAUAUUAUUCGGUCUAGUCCGUGGAUUAAGGUAGAUUGAUACGUAUCAAAUGCCAGGUGCGCCAAGAUAGGUUUCAGUAAAAACGAAGCUCUAGGAAGAUGUUCUGUGACUGGUUGAUUAUGACAAUGACAAAAGACGUAAUUGGCUUACAUAAACAAAAGGAAUAUUGUUCUUGCUUCGUUCUUUAGAAAAUCCAUUUUAUAGCUUAUUCUUUUGUCAUUGUCAUAAUCAACCAAUAACAGAACAUAUCUUCCUAUAUAGAGCUUCGUGCCGACCCAGAGUUUUGGGCGCCGGGGCCAAUCCUCCUCGCAUGCUCCCGUGCUUGGAGGUUAUACUAUAGGUCGGGGGCAAAUUUGGGAUAAUUUGCAUUUACAUAUCUUGAACUCGUAUGAAAAUCAGCUGGUUUAUGCUGAGUGAGUGAUGUUCCUUAAUCUUGAACGUGUAUAACUAACAUUCUCAAUCAGCAAUCUCAAUCUAUCUCGGGUAUCAGAAAUUGCAAAUUCCUGCAUUUUGGCAGAGUACGUAUUGACUGUAAUAGCCAUGCAUAUUUCGCUUUGUUUUUGUCUGAGGGAAACGUUUCUGACAGUGUAAAUAUUUUGUAAGUGUUCAUGCCGAUUUGACUUUCAAAUACUCGAAGCUAAUGGUCGUAAUGACUAAAGAUCAUUUUCGUGAAAGUAGUAUAUCAAUCAAACUUUUGAUAAUUGUCUUCUCAGGACGUUCCUGUUUCCUAAUGACCUGCAACUCGAACUGGAGUACUGGGCUGAGACUGGAGAGUAUAGUUCUGAAGAAUUACAGCAGGUAACGCCGGAUUCAAUUCAUACUUCGAAAUAUACUAAACUAACUUAAGCCCCGGUCAAGCGAGGAUCGAUGAGAGUUGAUGAAAUUUGAUGCAGUUGCAACUCUCGUUCUCGCGCGCCUUGCGAAAAUUUCACAAUGUGAAGUGUUCCAAUGGAGAACUUGCAUGUUAGACUAAAUUUUAAUCUAAGUAAAGAGAAGGGAAUCAAACACCCACCACAGCUUAAAACAACAUAAUGAAAUUAGUAAAAUUGCAAAAUUUGGUUGCGAAACGUUGUAAAGCUUGGAAAAUAUAGUCUUGUAAAGUUUGCAACUUUUGUAUUUGUUUGUAUUACGAGCGGAAAUUGUUACCAUUUUCCGCUCAAAAAUGGUAACAAUUUCCGCACGUAAUACAAACAUAUACAAAAUUUGCAAACUUUGCAAGGCUAUAUUUUCCGUAUUUUACAACAUUUCGUAACCAAGUUCUUUACGGCAAUUUACUUUUUUUUGCCUAUAGAUCAAAAAUUUAGUCUAACAUGCAUGUUGUCUAUUCCAUAUACGAAAUAAUAAUUUCACGUGUGAAAUUUAUUUUCACAUAACCUUUAAUUUCAGAUGCAUGUGAAAAAAUAUGUGAAACUCAAAUUUCGUAUGUGAAAAUUCUACAUUUCACAUAUGAAUGAGCACUUUCACAUGUGAAAUGUGAUCCAGAAAGGGCCAUAAUGUACUGGUCGAGUACCUGGAGAAAAUCUGAGGUGUUUGGAAACACAUAUGUGAAGGUCCAUUGCCACUCAAGACAAAUUUCCACGGACCUGAGAAAAUUUCCCGAAAAUAUCAUUGUUAAAAGUUGAAAAUUUUCAACUUCAAAAUGUUUUUCCGACGGAAAAUUUGUGUCGGCCAAUCAAUGGAAAUGGGCUUUGACUGAGGCGAAAUUAUAUAAUCAGACAACUGUAUAUUGCAAGAAUGAAUCGAACCCCCAAUGAAAGUACAUACAUCCAUGCUGUAACCAGUAGACAGAUUUAGAUCGAGGACGCGGACGUCAAAGACGACGUGAAAAUGGCAUGUUGUGCCCAUGUAUGGAUAUGCAACGCCAUUUUCACGUCGUCUUUGACAUCCCCGUCCUCGAUCUAAAUCUGUCUAUUGUGCUCCCAACACCUAUCUCAAAUUCAAUCUCAAUGCAAUGUGAACGUGUUCAAUUUCAGAUGCAGACUAUUGGCCAUCAUUUGUUUAGUGUGGAACCCAGCAGCGGUACACUUGCAGCCGGUCAUGCGCAGACAGUCAUACUAAGAUACAAGUAAGUACGGUUCGUAUCGCGUAUCACGUGCUUGGUGAAACCCGCUCAUUUAUUCUGUUUCUUUUCUUUUUAGACACAGCAUAGUUGGCAUCAAUAGACUGCCUGUUCUCUUUAAAAUCACCAGAGGACGUGAAGUUUUG
This is a messenger RNA of Paramuricea clavata, 33129 nucleotides long. Lineage: Eukaryota; Metazoa; Cnidaria; Anthozoa; Malacalcyonacea; Plexauridae. The record is from the annotation of a GenBank genome assembly.